Molecule: messenger RNA, 2151 nt
Organism: Pseudoliparis swirei
Lineage: Eukaryota; Metazoa; Chordata; Actinopteri; Perciformes; Liparidae
Product: phosphoglycerate mutase 1-like
Exons: 4
Coding region: 276-1040 (254 amino acids)
Biological process (GO): glycolytic process
Molecular function (GO): intramolecular phosphotransferase activity
Source: RefSeq, a predicted model, not a curated record
ACAAUAUGAAGGUCAGGGAACGGUCCUCGCUGCUGACGCCCACCGCUGUCAUUGGUCAAGAAAUGACCUACGUCUAAUUUAACGCAAUCUGAUUGGAUGUGAAAACCAGGAAGUGGGGGAGUAACCAAUCCACGGGAUAAAAUAAAAGUCCUCACCGGUCUGACGGUAAAAGAGUAGACUCAUAUUCUUCUCUUGAGGGGUGAGCUGUCAAUUUAACAUCUCCUGCAUCCGUUGUUUAACGUUUUGACUUUAAUUUCGCCAUAUUAUAAUCGACCAUGGCUGCCUACAAGUUAGUGUUGAUCCGCCACGGAGAGAGCACCUGGAACCAGGAGAAUCGCUUCUGCGGCUGGUUCGAUGCGGAUUUGAGUGAAACCGGAGAGAAGGAGGCAAAGAGAGGUGGACAGGCUCUGAAAGAUGCUGGAUUUGAGUUUGAUAUUUGCUACACCUCCGUGCUGAAGCGGGCCACCAGGACACUGUGGUUGGUCCUGGACAGCAUUGACCAGAUGUGGGUGCCAGUCCAUCGGACCUGGCGGCUCAAUGAGCGCCACUACGGAGGCCUAACUGGACUAAACAAGGCAGAGACAGCCGCCAAGCAUGGCGAGGCUCAGGUGAAGAUCUGGAGGCGCUCGUUUGACAUCCCACCUCCUCCCAUGGGCCAAGACCAUGACUACAACAGCAUCAUCAGCAAGGAUCGGCGCUAUGCCGACCUGACUGAGGACCAGCUUCCUUCCUGCGAGAGCUUGAAGGACACCAUCGCACGGGCGCUGCCCUUCUGGAACGAGGAGAUCGCCCCUGAGAUCAAAAAGGGAAAGCGGGUGCUCAUCGCUGCCCAUGGAAACAGUCUGAGGGGGAUUGUUAAGCACCUGGAGGGAAUGUCAGAUGAAGCUAUCAUGGAGCUGAACCUGCCAACAGGCAUCCCCAUCCUCUACGAGCUCGACAAGAACCUGAAGCCUUUGAAGCCGAUGCAGUUCCUGGGAGAUGAGGAGACUGUACGUAAAGCCAUGGAGGCCGUGGCGGCUCAAGGAAAGGCCAAGAAGUAAAGGCACAGAAAAGCUCUCUUUGUGUAUGACAGAGUUGGUUGUGCCCAACAACUGACCUCAGUUAAGUGUUUUUACUAAAUCCUUACCUAUUCUGGAUUGUAAUACAUGAGGAGUUCACUGUAGAUGGUUGUCAAAAGCAACCACACUCUUCUCGCACAGUGCAGGGAUGGUAGAGGGUGAAUAAUCAGGAUACAUUAGGGUCAGGGGAGACACCGCUCUCAAGAGAUUGUAAAUACUUUGUUGCUAAAUUGGCCCAUUAAUGGGACAACCUUUUAAAGUUUAGAGUUUCAUUUAUUGUCAUUGUACAACACAGUGUUGUGCAGUUUGGAGUUCCAUUUGGCUACGUGAGAAAAAAAACAAUAAGUAAAAUUAUCUAAAUUUCUUUUCCGAUGUGUAUGAGUGCAUCAGUGAUAAAUGCAGCAAAGUUUGUCGGAGCUGUUGGCCGCCACAUUUACAUGCACCGCAGUUCCUGUACUGUGCCUUAACAGUCAAUAAAGUAUAAUGUUCAGUUGAAAUGAAUAGCAUUGCUAAUAAAGGUUUAUUGUUUGUUUACUUGAAUGUUUAACUCAUAGCCCUUUUGAAAUGAAAAAUUCAUUCGGUUUGCUUCUGCUUAUUGGCUGCACAGGACAACAUUAUUAUUUUUGGAGCAGAUAUGAUAUUAUAAUUGCGUUUAACAAAGACUUUAUGAGACCUUUUUAUUUAAUGAAAGAUUUCUUUAUCGCUCUUUUAAGCAAUUCAUUCAUGUAUUCCUUUUGAUAAAAAGUUCCCAAUCUCUUGAGAGCCAGAUAGGACAGUUAGGAUAACUAAAUAGUGCUUUUCUCUUAUUGUCUCUGUGUAUGAAUGGUAUUUGUGCAGUGUGCUUGUAUGUGAUUAACGUGUUUGAGUCUAACAAUUUGUGUUUUUUUUGGUGUGUUUUCAUUAAGUUAAGCCUGGUUCCAAACACUGCAUUGCUGUCAGCAUUGCAGUGUAUUGGGGAAAAACUGCCUAAUGAGGAAGCAAUGGUGGUUAAAAAAAACGUCUGCUAAUAUUUCAUUUGAAAUGUCCAAUAUGUCCUAGUAUGUUUGGUUAUAUGUAUUCAACAACUCUGAUGGUAAUAAAUUUACAAAUCAAA